Erigeron canadensis is the source of this 2681-nucleotide messenger RNA. RefSeq lists its product as uncharacterized. Gene Ontology annotation, molecular function: protein kinase activity; ATP binding. Gene Ontology annotation, biological process: protein phosphorylation. The transcript is spliced from 2 exons. NCBI's taxonomy places the organism in Eukaryota, Viridiplantae, Streptophyta, Magnoliopsida, Asterales, Asteraceae. The coding region runs from base 42 to 2375 and encodes 777 amino acids. The record is from RefSeq and is a predicted model, not a curated record.
ACUAACUAAAAAUCUCUUCAUAAAUAAUCUUUUGGUCUAACAUGCCAACUGCUGCUGUUGUAGUGAUCGGCGCUGUUUUUACCAUAGGUUUUAUUGUGACACUGAUCAUAUGCAGAAACCGCAUCUGGGGAUUAUUCCGUGGAUUAAUUCAAUGUUUUUACGGCAUCUGCAAAUUAUUCUACGGGUUAAUUAAAUUUUUUUUCUACAUCAGCCUAUUAUUCUACAAAUUAAUUCUACUUUUUUGCCGAUUCUGUGGAUUUUUAUGUGGUCGAAAAUCUUCUAAGAAAAAAAUGGAUGACAUGAAAAGGAAAAAGCCCGUUCGAUUCACCUCUGAACAACUAAGAAUAGCCACAGACAACUUUAACAUCAAACUGGGUUCGGGUGGGUUUGGGACUGUUUACAAGGGUAUCAUCGGUAACAAGACACCUGUAGCAGUGAAAGUGCUAAAUGGGAGUUCUGAAAAAAGUAGUGAGCAACAAUUUAUGGCUGAAAUGAUUAUAUUGGGAAGAACCCAUCACUUUAAUCUGGUUAGGCUAUACGGGUUUUGCUUUGAGUCAAGCUUAAGAGCUCUUGUAUACGAGUUUAUGGUAAAUGGCUCCUUGGAUCACUAUUUGUUUAAAGCCAACAAAAAAACCAAUAUGCGGUCCGAGAAGCUCCAUGAGAUUGCACUGGGGACGGCAAGAGGUAUCACAUAUUUGCACGAAGAAUGUCAUCCAAGAAUAGUUCACUAUGAUAUCAAACCAGGAAACAUCCUGUUGGAUUCCAACUUUUGUGCAAAAGUAGCCGAUUUUGGUUUAGCCAAACUUUGCAACAGUGAUAACUCUCAUAUAAUGAUGACAGCAAGACGGGGAACCCCAGGCUAUGCUGCGCCCGAGCUAUGGAUGCCUUUCCCAGUUACACACAAAUGUGAUGUUUAUAGUUUCGGGAUGCUACUUUUUGAGAUCAUUGGGAGGAGAAGAAACAUGGACAUGGGUGUUGUUGAAAGCCAACAAUAUUGGUUCCCGGUAUGGGCAUGGAGCAAAUAUGAAAACAAACAGUUGAAGGAUUUGAUGAUUGCUUGUGGGUUUGCAAAAACAGACGAACAAGUUGUGCAGAGGAUGCUUAAGGUGGCUCUUUGUUGUGUUCAGUAUAAGCCAGAGAAUAGGCCAGUGAUGAGCAUCGUUGUGAAAAUGUUGGAAGGAACUUCACAGAUUCCGGAGCCUCUAGAUCCUUUUACACAUCUGUUUACAGGGGUCAAUGAGGCAGGUGACUCUCCGUUUAUUCCCCUAGCCAUGGCCCAGUUCCUGCAUGACAUGGAAAGAGAAAAGCCCACUCAGUUUACCUCUCAGCAGCUAAAAAUAGCAACAGACAACUUUACAAUCAAACUAGGUUCAGGUGGGUUUGGGGCUGUUUACAAGGGUAUCAUUGGUAACAACACACUUGUAGCAGUGAAAGUACUAAAUGGAACUUCCGACGAGAGCAUUAUUGAGCAACAAUUCAUAGCUGAAAUGAGCACAAUGGGAAGAACCUAUCACUUUAAUCUGGUUAGGCUAUAUGGAUUUUGCUUUGAGUCAAAUUUAAGAGCUCUUGUAUACGAGUUUAUGGUAAAUGGCUCUUUGGAUCACUAUUUGCUUAAACCGGACAAAAAAACAGUUAUAGGGUUUGAGAAGCUCCAUGAAAUUGCAUUGGGGACGGCAAGAGGUCUAGCAUACUUGCACGAAGAAUGUCCUCAAAGAAUAGUCCACUAUGAUAUCAAACCAGGGAACAUACUCUUGGAUUCAAAUUUUUGUGCUAAAGUAGCCGAUUUUGGUUUAGCCAAACUAUGCAACAGGGAUAGUUCUUACAUAACUAUGACCGGAGGAAGGGGUACCCCUGGCUAUGCAGCACCCGAGCUAUGGAUGGCUCUCCCCGUCACACACAAAUCUGAUGUAUAUAGUUUCGGAAUACUACUCUUUGAGAUCAUUGGUAGGUGGAGAAAGAACAUGGACAUGACUCCUGAUGAUAUCAAAAAUUGGUUUCCUGUAUGGGCAUGGGGCAAAUAUGAAAAGAAACAAUUAAGGGAUUUGAUGAUAGCUUGUCAGAUUGCAAAAGAGGACGAAGAAGUUGCGGAGAGGAUGAUUAAGGUGGCUCUUUGUUGUGUUCAGUAUAAGCCCGAGGCUAGGCCUCUGAUGAGCAUCGUUGUGCAAAUGUUGGAAGGGGCUUUACAGGUUCCGGAGCCUCCAAAUCCUUUUACACAUAUAAUUUCAGGUGAUAGUGAGGCAGGCGAUUCUCUUACGCAAAUGGCAUUGAAUAUUGAAAACUCAGAUUGGUCUUCAUCCGAAGUGGCAUCCAAAUCUACAUCAGUAGAGCAAACACCAAUUAUGAAGAAACAUGAGAUCACAUUUGCAUCGGUGUAAUCACAUUGGCUCAAAUGGCAUGGAAUGUUGGUGGCCUAGAUUGGUCUUCAUCCGAAGCAGUUCACAAAUCGACUGUAGUUAACGAGACACCCCUUAUGAAAACAUAUAAGAUCCAAGUGGCCUCUGAAUAGUCGUACAGAAUGAAAGGCGAGUUUAUUUUGAUGUAUGCAGGAGCUUAUGGCUAACUCUAAGUUUUGCCUUCUAACGUCUUGUAUUUAGAACAGUAGGAACGAUAUAUAUCUGCUUCUGUUGCUAAAUGUAAAUUUAGCUUACUCUUUUCAAAUCAAAAUUUAUAUAUAUACAUUA